AUGUCUGCAUCUACUACAAGUUUAGAGGAAUAUCAAAAAACUUUCCUUGAACUGGGAUUAGAAUGCAAAGCACUAAGAUUUGGGUCAUUCAAGCUGAAUUCAGGCAGGCAGUCGCCAUAUUUUUUCAAUCUUAGUUUGUUCAAUUCUGGAAAGCUGUUGGCAAACCUUGCCACCGCGUAUGCAACUGCUAUCAUUCAAUCGGAGCUUAAAUUCGAUGUUAUUUUCGGACCUGCUUACAAAGGGAUCCCUUUGGCUGCUAUUGUAUGCGUUAAACUAGCAGAAAUCGGGGGCACUAAAUUUCAAGGUAUUCAAUAUGCUUUUAAUAGAAAGAAAGUUAAAGACCACGGCGAAGGUGGUAUUAUUGUUGGAGCAUCGCUUGAAGACAAGAGGGUGUUGAUUAUCGACGAUGUCAUGACUGCAGGAACUGCAAUCAAUGAAGCAUUUGAGAUAAUCAGUAUUGCUCAAGGUAGGGUAGUGGGUUGUAUUGUUGCUUUAGAUAGGCAAGAAGUGAUUCAUGAAUCUGAUCCGGAAAGAACAAGUGCUACCCAAUCUGUUUCAAAGAGAUACAACGUUCCUGUGCUAAGUAUUGUAUCACUGACUCAAGUGGUACAAUUUAUGGGAAAUAGACUAUCACCAGAGCAAAAAUCAGCGAUUGAAAACUACCGUAAGGCCUAUGGUAUAUGA
This is a messenger RNA of Saccharomyces cerevisiae S288C, 684 nucleotides long. RefSeq names its product orotate phosphoribosyltransferase URA10 (gene URA10). The transcript has a single exon. Bases 1 to 684 code for a protein of 227 amino acids. The record is from RefSeq and is marked reviewed. Gene Ontology annotation, molecular function: orotate phosphoribosyltransferase activity; glycosyltransferase activity. Gene Ontology annotation, biological process: 'de novo' UMP biosynthetic process; pyrimidine ribonucleoside biosynthetic process; pyrimidine nucleotide biosynthetic process. Lineage: Eukaryota; Fungi; Ascomycota; Saccharomycetes; Saccharomycetales; Saccharomycetaceae.